AUGACUGAAAGUCCUUCCAAUGUAUCCGACAAAAAAAAGCCGGCAUCCAAGGCGCUUCCUGAUCACCCAGAGUACAUCGACAUGGAAGAACGAGUCGGUUCCUCACGACAAGCCAUCGAGAAAUACAUCGAGGCCAGCUACAAGGGUGGUGAUGACGCCAGCACGCACUUGAAGUUGACGUUAAAGAGAGGUGUGGAAGCUGGCGUUCUCCUCCAAGUCAAAGGAACUGGCAUCCUCGGAGACCCAGGGGCAGUUAGUUGGGGCGAGAGGAAAUUAAUCGGGCAAAGAAAUGAAGCGUCGCAGGUUUACAAGUAA
This is a messenger RNA of Orbicella faveolata, 315 nucleotides long. RefSeq names its product histone H1.0-like. NCBI's taxonomy places the organism in Eukaryota, Metazoa, Cnidaria, Anthozoa, Scleractinia, Merulinidae. The record is from RefSeq and is a predicted model, not a curated record.